Messenger RNA from Prunus dulcis (almond), 2035 nucleotides. Its product is annotated as growth-regulating factor 9. Lineage: Eukaryota; Viridiplantae; Streptophyta; Magnoliopsida; Rosales; Rosaceae. Gene Ontology annotation, biological process: regulation of DNA-templated transcription; DNA-templated transcription; developmental process. Gene Ontology annotation, molecular function: ATP binding. The coding region runs from base 312 to 1652 and encodes 446 amino acids. The transcript has 3 exons. Gene Ontology annotation, cellular component: nucleus. The record is from RefSeq and is a predicted model, not a curated record.
UGAAAACUUUUGCCUGCGGACACUGAAAAAGGCUGAAACAGAGACACAGUGAUUGUCAGCCUCUCUCUCUCUCUCUCUCUCUCACGCCCAACUUUAAACAAAAGCCAAAACAAAGCAAAGCAAAGCAGAUAUGGCUUCAUUUCGCUUAGACACAUUGCAAUACAUCCAGACCCAGUUCAUCAAUUCAGUCGUAUGCCUCUUGUGCAGCUUUGCUUUUCUUGUUUUUGCCUUAAAUAUUGAGACUUGAUAGUCAAAUUGAAUUGGGUUUUCUCUAUGCAACUCUGUUGAAGAAACAGUUUGAUGUGCUUGUGAUGACAAUGGAGGAGGAGGGUGGUGGUAAGGUGAAGCUUGGUCUUGGGAUUGGGGUUGAUUGUUAUGGUGAUGAUCAUAAUGGGACUGAAGAAGUUGUUGUUGGGAAGAAGAAGAAGAAGUAUGGUGGUGGUGGGUUGACAGCUUCUCAGUUGCAUGAGCUGGAGCAACAAGCGCUUAUCUACAAGCACUUCGCUGCUAACCUUCCUGUUCCUUUUCACCUUGUGCUUCCCAUUUGGAAGAGUGUGGCUGCCUCUUUUGGCUCCUCAAAUGCUGCUGCUAUCAACAGACAAUACCCCAGUUUUGUAGGGUUCAGUGCAACGGGCUUUGACUAUAGGGAUCAUGAACCAGGGAGGUGCAGAAGAACUGAUGGAAAGAAAUGGAGGUGCAAUAAGAAUGUAGUUCCUGAUCAGAAAUACUGUCAGCAACACAUGCACAGAGGCCGCCAGCGUUCAAGAAAGCCUGUGGAAAAUUCUGAGGUUGCUUCUCCUUCCAGCACUAAAACACCCAAGAAUUCAGAAGUUGAGUUAGGGAACUCAAAGACAAACCUUCAGAUUUCAACCCCGAAAGGCCUUCAACUUAUGGCACAAUCCUACAAUUAUGUUAGUGUUAGCCAAGGUACAACCAUGGCCUCAAGUGGCUAUCAUGAAUGUAAGAAAAACAUAAGACCUGUUACAACUACAUCCAUUGCCAAUAUACCUGCCAACAGAUCUGCUACUACCAACCCUGCUGCUGUAGCCACUACCACCAUUGCUGGACCAACCACCACCACCAACAGCAGUACCAAUGAAAAUAGCCUCAAUAUUGGUGUAAAAUACAAUAGUAGCAACCAUGCUGGUGGCAAUUGCAUGAUCAGAGGAAGCAGCAUGAAUGUUGUUAAUAUAUCACCAGGAUUGGGCUUCUCCCCGAAGAGCGUUCUCCAAGGUAGAUGCAUGAGUUGCAAUGGCUUAUACUUCGACAACGGAAGUGGAGUUGAACUUGAACCAGGGAGGUGUAGGAGAACGGAUGGAAAGAAGUGGCGGUGCAGAAGGGAUGUUCUUCCUGAUCAGAAGUAUUGUGGCCAGCAUAUCCACAGAGGGACAAAGAGGCAAAUGAAAGAUGUCCAACCUGUUGCUGUUCCUUCUUCUUCAGCUGCUGCCAUGAAUACCACUCGGCUCUCUCAGACAACAGCCAUAUGCAGAAAAACUAAUUGUGCAAUCCCUAAUACAAAUCUCAGCAUCUCCAUCCCAGCAAAUCCCCCACCGGGACGAAAUGAUGAAAGAAGCAAUUCUAGCAGUGAUAGUGACACGACUCUUACAGAUACCAGCCUUACUGCUUGUGACAGUAGUUAUGUUUCUUCUUAGAAGACUACCCUUUCCAGCAUUUUGAGGUAUCCGAAAUUGUGAAUUUUUUGGUUUUUCCUGCAACCGGCAUCCUCAUGGAUAUAUAACAGAAAAAGGAAAAGAAAGGCCGCUUGUUUUGUGAGGAAAUACCAACAUCCUCCGUUCUUGCUUUACGUAGGGGAUAAGAAAUGCCUUUUGUUUAGGGAAAUGUUCAGAUUUCACGUUAUGGGAUGUCUUUUCAUCUCAGCAGAAAGAAGAAAGAAAUUGUAUUUCUGGUUAGUUUUCGGAGACCUCAACUGGGGUUUGAUUUGCUCUUGAAGGCACGUAGGUCAACCAUCCCUUUUUAAAUCUUGUACAAGGCAAACAUGAAUGCCAAAUUAAUGUUGUAUCUUGAUACUUCUUAA